AUGGCACAUACAAUUUCCUAUAAAAGCACUUGUCAGCACAAUGAUGCGCUGAAAUCAGCUUCUCGACCCUUCAUUCGCAACUGCGGCAAUGGAUGUACUGAAUACAAAUUGCUCAUCGUCACCGAUCUCGAUAGGGCUUCAAAAGCUGGUAAUUGGACAUGGAGAGCUAUUACCCGGCAAGGUCUUCUGAAGUUGGAUAUUCAUCCUAAGCCUCACGUCACCAACAAGAACUGGAUUGGUAUCUACAACAAAAUGAAGGCUUCNUACCUAACACAUGAAGCCGUUCAGUGGUCAGCGAGACGAGGACGUUGGUUCUUCUUACCCAGAAAAGCGUCGAACACUCCCUAUAAUGAAACAGUGGAUGAAAAGAGUUCUACAAAUCUCGACCGAUUCGAGUACAAAACGGUUGGUAAAGUUGUUCCUGAACGCGGAUACUCGGCUUUCGCCUUCAUUCCUGACACGAACGAUGAUCUUAUUGUCGCCUUGAAGUCGAAGGAAGUGGGUGAUUCCACGGCCACAUAUAUAACUGUAUUCAAUAUCGAGGGUCAGGUUAUUCUUCAAGAUGAGGAACUCAGUGGUGAUUACAAGUUUGAAGGAUUGUACUUCCUUUGA
Molecule: messenger RNA, 612 nt
Organism: Haemonchus placei
Lineage: Eukaryota; Metazoa; Nematoda; Chromadorea; Rhabditida; Trichostrongylidae
Source: the annotation of a GenBank genome assembly